CUUUACCAUUGUACAAGGCACAGGAUCGAUUAACAACAAACGGAAACUGAUGCAUCAUAGAUACUAUUAUAAAUUACAUGUAAUUUAUAGUAUCUAUGGAUGCAUAAGAUGAUUUUCAGAGCCAAGCUAACAAGUUGUCGCUCCUUUAUACUCCUAGUCACCAUUGGACUAGUGUUUCUAACAGUCAACUUCCUCCUAAUAUGGAACCAGCAACAGGGGCCCCCUCAAAACAUCUGUGUGUGUGAGCCAUCCUUCAAUGUGCCUGGCCUUGGGGACAAUGAGAGAGGCAAACCACCCACUGAAGAAGUGAUACAGCCAAAGGAUGAGGAAGAUCUGAUACCCAAUGAGCCUCACCUCACCACUGACACUACUCAAGACCAUUCUGAAGUGUACACUCAUCAGUUGGCGGUAGUCGUACCGUUUAGAGAUCGCUAUGAAGAGAUGAUGGAGUUCGUACCUCACAUACAUAAGUUCCUGAAGAGACAGAAGGUCCAGCAUAAAAUCUUAAUCAUCAACCAAGCCGAUCGACACAGGUUUAAUCGUGCCUCUCUUCUGAAUAUUGGUUUCCUCCUGAGUCGUGACGAGUGUGACUACAUGGUGAUGCAUGAUGUGGACCUCCUCCCUCUUAAUGAUGACCUCCAUUAUAGCUACCCUGACAGAGGACCACUCCACAUCUCCUCACCUGAGCUCCACCCACUAUAUCACUAUCCAACUUUUGUAGGAGGGAUCCUCAUCAUGUCUAGAACACAGUUCGAACAGGUGAACGGCCUCUCUAAUCUGUUCUGGGGGUGGGGGAGAGAAGAUGAUGAGUUGUAUGUCAGAAUGAAAGAGAAAAAAAUGGAGGUGCAGUACCCUCAAGGCAUCAAAACUGGUACCGGCACAUUCAGACACUUACACGACAGAGAAAAGAGACCCAGGGACCAAAAGAAAUACUUCAACCAGAAAGAGGUAUCACGGAAGAGAGAUCGGAAGACAGGGCUCAACACGGUGGCGUACUCUGUCGUUAGCGAUGUUGCCAUGACAAUAGAGGGUGCUCCAAUACGCUUUGUGAACGUGGACUUAGUGUGUGAUUAUGAUCUAACUCCAUUCUGUGAUAAUCCCACCAGCUAGUUUAGUUUAUCAUCACAUUUUCAUCCAACUUGCUAUAUAUACAUGAGAAGAAUUUUGGCAUUCAUUUAUGACUGUGAUAUUAAUUUUAAUGUUGUGGUUUCAAUCAGAGACUUAAGUCAUUAUC
Molecule: messenger RNA, 1234 nt
Organism: Halichondria panicea
Lineage: Eukaryota; Metazoa; Porifera; Demospongiae; Suberitida; Halichondriidae
Product: beta-1,4-galactosyltransferase 7-like
Exons: 5
Coding region: 100-1110 (336 amino acids)
Biological process (GO): proteoglycan biosynthetic process; carbohydrate metabolic process
Cellular component (GO): Golgi apparatus
Molecular function (GO): xylosylprotein 4-beta-galactosyltransferase activity
Source: RefSeq, a predicted model, not a curated record